AUGAAUCAUUUACGUUUCUAUGAUUGGAGUGCACUCACUCUCUUACUCGUCUUACAUUUCACAGUUUUUGGUCCAAAUAUUUACACAAAAACAUUGUGUUCUCUUUUAUUCAUGUACAUUGGAUAUAAUCAAUGGAGACAAAAGAAGGAUGGAGGAAUUAUUCCAAUAUUUGUAUUUAUUGCAUUGAUCUUGGCCAUGAUUGGUGACAUCUUGUUGGCCAUUCCGAAUGGAUUUAUGCCAGGAGGAUUUUCCUUCUUGUUGUGUCAUGUUUUUUAUACCUUGUCGUUCGUGGUGUCAUUUUGGAAGAAUGUUGAGAAAACAAGAGAACGAUUGUUGAGUGUCAUGAUUCCUGUAGUGUGUGCACUCUGUUUAUAUCUCUAUGGAUAUUAUUGUGUUGUGUUGAAUAUUCAAGAUCGUAGUGCUGAUAUUCUAGUGAUUCCAUACUUGUAUGUGAUUUCAACCAUGACAGCCUUAUCGAGUGGAGGACAAUCCAUGAUGAUACCCUCUCAUUUCCUUGUAUUUAUCAAAAAUUUAUUGAAAAAGACAUUUACGAGACAAGAACCAUUCUCUGAAAUGGAAAGAACUUAUUUGAGGGUCAUUGGAGCUGUAUUGUUUGGAAUUAGUGAUAUCUUUGUGGCACGUCAACAAUUUUUAGACAAAUCACCAACGAAUGCCUUGUUUGGAUUACCCAUUUAUUACAUCGCUCAGAAUUUUAUUGCUUAUUCCAUCUAG
Molecule: messenger RNA, 732 nt
Organism: Naegleria lovaniensis
Lineage: Eukaryota; Heterolobosea; Eutetramitea; Acrasida; Naegleriidae
Exons: 1
Coding region: 1-732 (243 amino acids)
Cellular component (GO): membrane
Source: RefSeq, a predicted model, not a curated record